This is a messenger RNA of Condylura cristata (star-nosed mole), 1012 nucleotides long. It is a transcript of the gene PSMG2, whose product is annotated as proteasome (prosome, macropain) assembly chaperone 2. The record is from RefSeq and is a predicted model, not a curated record. The coding region runs from base 130 to 924 and encodes 264 amino acids. Lineage: Eukaryota; Metazoa; Chordata; Mammalia; Eulipotyphla; Talpidae. Gene Ontology annotation, biological process: proteasome assembly. The transcript is spliced from 7 exons. Gene Ontology annotation, cellular component: nucleus; cytosol.
CCGGCGUCGCUUUUGGCUCUAGGGACGCCAACGUGGGGACACGGCUCUCAGGGCGCGGUUUCUGCGGUGUGAGCCCUCUACCUUCUUCCAGGACGAUAUACAUCCCCUCCUUCCCACUUCACCGCGACCAUGUUUAUUCCCUGUGGAGAGUCGGUCCCAGACCUCUCGGGUUUCACCCUCCUGAUGCCAGCUGUAUCUGUUGGAAAUGUUGGCCAACUUGCAAUAGAUCUGAUUAUUUCAACUCUGAAUAUGCAUAAAAUUGGUUACUUCUAUACUGACUGUCUUGUGCCAAUCGUUGGAAACAAUCCUUAUGCAACUGCAGAAGAAAACUCAACAGAACUCAGUAUAAAUGCCGAAGUAUAUUCAUUACCUUCAAAGAAACUCAUGGCUCUUCAGUUAAGAUCCAUUUUUAUUAAGUAUAAAUCAAAGUCAUUCUGUGAAAAACUGCUUUCCUGGGUGAAAAGUAGUAACUGUGCCAAAGUUAUCGUUCUCUCCAGCAGUCAUUCAUAUCAUCGUAAUGAUCUACAGCUUCGUAGUACUCCCUUUAGGUACCUACUAACACCCUCCAUGCAAAAAGGUGUUCAAAAUAAAAUAAAGAGCCUUAACUGGGAAGAAAUGGAAAAAAGCCCCUGCAUUCCUGAAAUAGAUGAUUCUGAGUUUUGUAUCCGUAUUCCUGGAGGAGGUAUCACAAAAACACUCUAUGAUGAAAGCUGUUCUAAAGAAAUCCCAGUGGCAGUCCUGCUAAAAUUUGUUUCAGAAGGUGAUAACAUCCCAGAUGCAUUAGGUCUUGUUGAGUAUCUUAAUGAAUGGCUUCACAUAAUUAAGCCUUGUAGUGAUGACUCCACAGUGUCUGCCUUGCCCUGGAAAAUGCCAAGUUCUUGGAGGUUACUGUUUGGUAGUGGCCUUCCUCCUGCUCUUUUUUGAUCCAUUUUUAGUUUUACACUGUAUGUCCCAAAAGAGCUGUUAACCCUUGUAUAUAUAAAGUUGUAUUAUAUGAGAACAUAUAAGGAAU